Manihot esculenta (cassava) is the source of this 1212-nucleotide messenger RNA. RefSeq lists its product as uncharacterized. Lineage: Eukaryota; Viridiplantae; Streptophyta; Magnoliopsida; Malpighiales; Euphorbiaceae. The record is from RefSeq and is a predicted model, not a curated record. The coding region runs from base 1 to 1212 and encodes 403 amino acids. The transcript is spliced from 3 exons.
AUGUGUCUUAUCCUUCAAGAAGGAGAGCAACAGGUAAAUGCCAUUGGAGGGUUCAACGAACAAAUGCCAUUGGAGGGUUCAACGAACAACAAAGGAAGAAAUGAAAUCGAGCAUAAAGAAUUUGGAGAAUCAAAUGAGCCAACUUGCCACAUCAGUGAGCAAACUGGAAUCUCAAGGGAAACUGCCCUCCCAAACCGUGCCAAAUCCAAAAUAGAACGCAAGUGCAAUUACGCUGCAAAGUGGAAAGGAGUUAGAAUCUGCCAGCCCGAAGAGGGAUGCCUAAGGCAGUACGACAGACCAGAAGGAAAGGAAGAAAAAGAGAUCUUGGAGAUUUUUCACAAAGUCCAGGUGAACAUACCCCUCGUUGAAACCAUAAAGCAAAUACCUAGGUACGUGAAAUUUCUAAAAGACCUUUGCACUAAUAAAAGAAAAUUGUAUGGGUACGAAAAGUUUAAAGUAGGGGAGAAUGUGUCAGCUGUACUCCAUAGAAAAAUUGCACAAAAUUGUAAAGACAAAGACAAGUUUGCUAUAUCAUGUAAAGUUGGAAACCUUGAAAUCAAAAAGGCAAUGUGUGACUUAGGAGCUUCCAUAAAUGUUAUGCCUCUAUCAGUUUAUUUGUCUUUGGAUGCAGGCCCUUUAAAACAAACAGGAAUCACACUCCAACUCGUCGAUAGAUCAAUAGUCUAUCCUAAAGGUGUAUUGGAAGAUGUUUUGAUCCAAGUGGAAAAAUUAAUCUUCCUAGCAGACUUGUUUGUCUUGGAUAUGGAAGAUGACAGUUCAUCCAAUUCUACAGAUUUAUUGCUAGGAAGACCAUUCCUUAGCACAGCUAGAACAAAGAUUGACGUGCACGAAGGCACACUCACAAUGGAGUUUGAUGGACAGGAUGUAAAAUUUAAUAUCUAUGAUGCAAUGAAGUAUCCUGAUAAAAACUUUUCUCUUUGCAACAUAGAUGUGGUUGAACCUCUCGCUCAAGAAGCAUUCGAACUAAGCAAGGAAGACAAGUUGGAGGUAGUUUUAACUGAAAACUUGAUAAUGGACUGCCCUAACAAUAGCACAUUGAAACUCGAUGAGGAAAUUAUAGAAACAAUCCGUUCAUUAGACGCUUCAAGCCAUAAGGCAUCGAAAAUUGAGUUAAAAGCACAUCCAGCUCCUUUGAAAUAUGUAUUUCUAGAAAGUAAUGACACAUUUCCAAUCAUAUUCUCCUCCAAUUGA